Molecule: messenger RNA, 1169 nt
Organism: Octopus bimaculoides (California two-spot octopus)
Lineage: Eukaryota; Metazoa; Mollusca; Cephalopoda; Octopoda; Octopodidae
Product: max-like protein X
Biological process (GO): regulation of transcription by RNA polymerase II
Cellular component (GO): nucleus
Molecular function (GO): DNA-binding transcription factor activity, RNA polymerase II-specific; RNA polymerase II cis-regulatory region sequence-specific DNA binding; protein dimerization activity
Source: RefSeq, a predicted model, not a curated record
AGUAUAAACUGAAAGCAAAUUUUAAAUUGAGAGAAAAAAAAUCAUUACUGCCUGUGCCUUCCAGCUUUUGUGUAUCCAGUUUACGAAUAUUCACGAAAACAGACGAACUUCUGGAGCCAUGUUAUAACAUUUCUCCAUUGUCGAAAUUCCACAUGGACGAAAGCAGAAUACAGAGACAUCUGUCUGACAGUUCCUUUUGUGAUACCAGUUUUGACCAAUCCAGUAUUAUGGAUAGUGAUUUAAAAAUUGAAGCAAGUCCAACUGGAAGCCAACGAUUUCCUUUCUCACACAACAAUAGUUCAGGUUCCAUUGCACCUGGAUGCGUCUCAUCUGCAUCUUCUGCAUACAACACAGAAAGGUACGAUGACUUACAGACGAUAGUGCCAAAAUGCCAACAACCUGACAGUUUGGGAUCUCAGAAACUUAGCAAGGCAUCAGUUUUGCAAAAAUCCAUAGAAUAUAUUAGCUUCUUGGUGGAUCAGAAAUCUAAACAGGAGCUGGCUCUUGAUACUCUCAGAAAAGAAGUUAUGGCUUUGAAGAUUAUGAAAGCCAACUAUGAACAAAUUUUGAAAUCUCACCAAAACACACCUCUUGCAGGACAAAAUCAGGUUUCUGACGAAGUCAAAUUUCAAGUAUUCAAGCAGAUUAUGGACUCCUUAUUCCAGUCUUUUGUAUCAGCAGUGUCAGUUAGUAACUUUACUGAACUUUCAACAUGUGUGAUAAGUUGGUUAGAAGCAUAUUGCAAACCUAAGAUUUUGAAAGGACUUGUGGUUGGUGUUUUACAGCAGGUUUCUAAUCAACCAAAUAUCAACCAAUAAACACUCUCUUUGUGUGAAUAGGAGGCUGAAAACCAUUUUCUCUGCUUUGUAGCUGAGCCCGGAUUGAAUGAUGAAAACUUAAUACUGGUUAAUGGGCCAUUGCUGUUUUUAUUUCAUCUUCCAUAUCCUGUCUUAAUGAUUUUACUUCUGAAAGAACAGUUUCUAAGUAUUGAAUUACAGCAGUGACUUUUAAUGACUGCAAUGUUAUUCAAACAUUUUGCAAUAACCAUUAUAGGUGCUGCAUUUUGCUCACAAAUUUAAACUGACCAAACAAUUUUUUUUUUUUUUCUUUGUCAUGUUUCUGAAUAUAGAUAUUUUAUAUUUAAAUUUUAUUAAAAUCUAUAAAUUAUA